Molecule: messenger RNA, 4659 nt
Organism: Morone saxatilis (striped sea-bass)
Lineage: Eukaryota; Metazoa; Chordata; Actinopteri; Moronidae
Gene: lman2
Product: lectin, mannose-binding 2
Exons: 5
Coding region: 274-1128 (284 amino acids)
Biological process (GO): endoplasmic reticulum to Golgi vesicle-mediated transport; Golgi organization; endoplasmic reticulum organization
Cellular component (GO): endoplasmic reticulum-Golgi intermediate compartment; endoplasmic reticulum membrane; Golgi membrane
Molecular function (GO): D-mannose binding
Source: RefSeq, a predicted model, not a curated record
GAGCCUAACACUUCCUCCGUGUCGCAACAAUUAAAGUGUAUAGAGCGAAUUCGAUUUUUUUUUGUAUCGUUAAGAUUUUUGACUUUAUACGUGUAUGGUUUUAGAAAUACGAAAGGGGAAAAUUCCGUUCCUCCGGUUUAGGAAGUGUGGCAAUAACCGUCGGACUCGUGUGUUUUCUUUCCGGAGGAUAAUAGAGAAGGGACCGGCUCGAUUUAUGGAGUUUCGAAGAAGAAAUUUGUUGUGAGAGUUUCUCUCGGAACAUUUCUGAACAAAAUGGGGAACUUUGGAGCGUUUUUGAGGAGGACAGCGGUCUUCCUGUUACUGCAGUUGUGUGUGGUGUGCUGUGAUAUAACGGACGGAAACACGGAACACCUGAAGAGAGAGCACUCGUUAAUGAAACCCUACCAAGUGUGUCCAUCAUCUCAGCUUUCUGUCCUCAGUGCUGACCACAGGAACGUGUCUCAAGUUGUCCGCUCAUUGUCUCACCUCAUCUCUGCCUCCAUCCUAGGCCCUGUGUUUGGAAACCAAGAUCAGUAUCUUGGCCUGGCAUUGUUUUUGGAUACCUUCCGCAAUGACCUCCAUGGAAUGGAUCGCUCCUUCCCGUACAUUUCGGCCAUGGUGAACAACGGCUCAGUGAGUUACGACCACGGCAAAGACGGCCGAUCGUCGGAGCUGGGAGGCUGCUCGGCCGAGAUCAGGAACAGAGAGCACGACACGUACCUCGCCAUUCGCUACUCCAAAGGGAGACUCACUGUGAUGGUUGAUGUUGAUGACAAGAAUGAGUGGAAGGAGUGCAUCGACAUCGGAGGAGUUCGUCUUCCUACCGGAUAUUUCUUCGGCGCCUCAGCAGCUACAGGAGAUCUGUCCGGUAAGUCAGGGCUAGAAAGCUACACAAUAACACAUACACGGACAAAACAUUCAUCCACAAAUCACACAAGCGAUCCUGGAUUUUCUUCUCCCUUCACAGACAACAUCGACGAUCCCACCGGAAACUUCCGAGGCACGCCCCUCACUGGCUGGAAGGUCUUUCUGCUUCUGCUGUGCGCUCUGCUGGGAAUCGUGGUGUGCGCCGUGGUGGGGGCUGUCGUCUUUCAAAAGAGACAGGAGAGGAACAAGAGGUUUUACUGAGGAGGGAGAGAAGAAAUAAGAGCCUUCUCAGAGAGGUGUUUGCUGUGGAAUGAACUGUUUCCAGAUGACAGAUUGAGCACAUUCAAUGUGAAUUUUUUUCUAAAGAUUGUACAAAUGUUUAUAUCUCUGAAGCACUGCGUUGGGAGUGGAUUAUGCUAACUUGUGAUGUUAGUUAGAAGGUGCAGAACUAAUGGCGACCAUUAACAGUGACCCUGAUCAAUGCUGUGUCUGUGUUCAUUAAUUGCAGGGUUAGAAUAGACUUGCUGUCCUUUUGAACUCGUGUGAGUUUUUCAGUAUCUUAAGAUUGCGUUACGACCUGCUUAUUGGUUAAACAGUUGUCGUCAGCCCUUUUCAGCUUUCUCUGCUGCAGAUGUGAUGCUACAAAAUGGUAAUUUAGAUCAUUUUUGUCUUCCAAAAUGUUACCUGAUUAUUUAUUGGAACAAGAAAAUAGCUCCACACACAAACAAAACUAGAUAGAACAACAACAUGAAGUGUCAAGUAUCCAAAUGAAAGCAGCAUUAUGCAAGAGUUGAUAUUUAUUGCAAUUUGCAACCCCAAUACACCUACACACUGCUGUUGUAAAUAUGGACAGCUGUACACGUACAUUUGUUGUGAUGCUCGUUUCCGCUUCACAUUAGCAGUCCCCUCGCCCCGGGCCUGAAAUCUUCCUCCUCCAGACGGUCCAAAGCUCCUGUUCUUCCAGUGAAAACACCAACACAACCCCCCCUUCUCUGAAGAGCCAGUCCUGGCAACACGGCUAACUGGGCUAUCUAAGUUACAGUUUAGCUGCUAAGUUAGCGGUUGACUUACUUUAGCUAUGAGAAAAGCUUUCUGUAAAGCUCUGACAGUUCCAGGCCGAGGAGGACAUCAUGUGAAAAUAUAAUACAUUCUCACCAAAAGCAGUGACAUAGUUGGUGGUGCGUGACUAACAGUGUACAGCAUUACCGUUAUCUAAAGGUUACAUAGUGGAAGAACAGGCGUACGGGGCGCAGAGUGGCAACGACAGGCGCCAGUCACCCUAUUACAAGUCAGUGUAGCAUUGAAAGGAUUUUGAAGCUGUAAUUUUAAUGUAGAGGUGUUACAUAAUGUUGCUUUAAGGCAAGAGCAUUCUGUGUUUUAACCCAUGGAGAGAGUUGUAUUUGUACAUUUACCCUUCUGUGUUACUGUCGCUCUCAUUCUGACAUUUAGGAAAAACAUUUUUUAAAUUGAGUUACAAUGCGCUCUCCGCGUAUAUUUUCUAGAGGAUAAAUUAUGGAAAGGGUAUCAAACAAAAGGACUGAGUGCUCAAUUAUCCUAAAGUCUAUUGUUUUAUUUUUAAUUCUCAAUAUGAAAAACCAUAUGUGCCCGUCCACAGCUCAGCAUCAAAGAUUCACCUGUCAGCACUAUCUCUGCGUCAUUGGAUGUUUUUGUUUUUGCUAACACGCUUGCUCAGCUGUGUUACACUCUCUCUGUUCAUACUACCCAAUCUGCUCUUCCGUUUAUUUCAGACUGAUAACGGGAUAAGCACUGGGCCACUUCACUUAAAAUACAGACCACUAGGGCUGCAACACACGACUAUUUAAUCUGUCAAUUUGGUGCUCAGGUAAUCAGUUAUUUUGGUCUAGAGAAUGUCAAACAUUUGAAAAAACAAUUUCCCAAAGACAUAUAUAUUUAAAGUGCUUGUCUUGUCCAACUGACAAAUUGACACCCAAGAAUACCAGGAAAUAUUCAUAUUUUGAGAGGCUGGAACCACAGUUGUUGACAUGGUUGCUUGAUAAACGAUUUAAUGAUAAACUCAUCUUAAAGCGUUUUCAGAUCAAUUUUCUGUCGAUCGAAAAAGUAUUCAUCAACUCAUCAGUUCAGCUCCACUGACAUAAAAAUUUCACACACUGAUUGUAAAACUGAUAUGCAUCAAGCUUUGGGUGUCUUACUACCCAGUCCUACCAAUAUCGCAUACCACAUAGGGGUGUUAGAAAAUGUUGAAAUUUUUUGUAUGACAAUAUUUUGUUUUGUGAUUUUGUAUGGAAUUUUGAGUUUGAACCCCCAACUGUUGGAUAUCAGUGCUGUAAACUGAGGGCUGAUGGUUGCAUAACGAUUUUUUCAAUACCAUGACAGUUUUCGUUAUAAUUAUAAUUUUUUUUUUUUCAAUUGCAAUAUAUCGCCUUGUUUACAGCACCGUAAUAUAUCACAAUAUAUUGAAUCGUAACCCCAGUAUUAAGAUACGUAUUGUAUUGCAAGAUUCUUGCCAAUUCACAGCCCUAAUACCACAUGGGUAGAAAAUGUAGAGCUUUACUAGCAGAUUGGCAAGUUGCUACUGUGUCAUGUCAGAGAUAAAGAGGUUUAGAUUCGGACUGUGAGAGCAAUACGAUAUGUAUCACGAUACAGCGGUUCCCAUUCAAUAUAUUGCAAUACUGUAAGCAAGUAUUGCAUUUCUUUUUUUUUUUUUUUUUAUCUAUUUUUUUGAGAAACGAUGAUAUAAAGAACACACUAUUAUACACAUAAAAUCUGAGUUUUCUUAAGCAACCAGGACAGUGGGAUCUGUGUUUUUGAGAAUCUAUACAAUAUCACAAAAACAAAAUAUCGUGAUACGAUUUUUUUUUUUUUUUCUUCCAUUCCUAUUAUAGAUUGAGUAGCAAUUCAGCAUUGAUAUGAAAAUAUUCUGAUUGUCCUUCAAUCAUUAUCUCUGUAAAGGAAAAUGGUUUAACAGCAUGUUCUUGACAUUCAGAGUAACAUUUUGCAUCAUACUAUUACAUACAUUUCAAAUCUGGCAUAUGAAUGAAGUGAAGCUCUUACUACUUAACCCAACUUCUCCAGAGUUUAAAACAACAGGAUAACGCCACUUAAAAGUGCCCAAGUUGAUGGAUCUUGAAAACUGAACAACCUCAAUCCUUUACGCUGAAAUAUUUGUUUUUUUCUCUUUUCCCUGCAGGUUCUUUUGAGCAGCAUUUUGGGAUUUUAUCCAGAAUAUGCCUUUGUUGUUUUUCUAAGUGUUUGUUUUUGGUUAACUAUGCGAAAUUGUGGUAAAAAGUUCAAUGAAAUUACUCAACAUAAUGAAUAUUAGAAUGAUUAACCGCUACAUAAAACAACUGUGAUUAAUAAAUACGUGCAGUGUUAAUUAUGAAGCUCUUUCAAACUUGCAGAAUAUGAGUUUUUGAACUUUAAAUUAGAUGAAUGGAUAGCUUGAAGGCACAUUUCCACUGGCAGGCAUCUGAUUUCUUUUAAUAUCAUGUUUAUUUGUUGUUGGUUUUACUUCAGCUUCCAUGUCCACACUCUUCCUGUUUGGUUCUGUCCUUCCAUCCAUAAACAACAUGUAACAAAUAUGCUAAAAGUAAAACUAAGGAUUUGAUGACACACUUUUCUUUUUAUAUCGUUGCUGAAAUGCAGAUUGUCUCUUUUUUUUGCUCUUCUGCUUGAAUCAGCGUUUUUAUCACUCUUCCUUUGUUCUUCAAACCGUUCUGUAAUUGUUUCUGCCACUUCAGUCAGUUUUGUGAUGAGACUUGAAGCAGCUCCUCUCAUCAGGAAUAAUGUAUUAAAAUGAAAAAAGAAACAGUC